AUGGUGUGUGUCGAUUGGCGGCGGUCGAGAAGCCUUCAUUCAUCGAAACGCCUUUCAUUCGUAUUAGUGUGAAACCGGGCCAUCUGCGCGAGUUGGCCGGUUAACAUUCGAGUCAAAGCGUAUGAUACUAUUGAGGUGACUCGGCUUUUAGGGUGAAAUUGAGGACUGGCCCGGAACAAAACCUGGAUCAGUGCCACGAUGUCUAAGAGGCCAUCCUAUGCUCCUCCCCCUCCCCCUGCACCUACAACUCAAAUGGCCAAUACAGCAGGAUUUGUGGGGUACAACCCCUACAGCCAUCUGGCCUACAACAACUACAGACUGGGAGGGAGCCAAAGCAGCAACAGUCGGGUAACGAAUUCCUCUGGAAUAAAUAUACCAAAGCCACCCAAGCCUCCUGAUAAGCCACUGAUGCCGUAUAUGAGAUACAGUCGUAAGGUUUGGGAUCAAGUAAAAGCCUCCAAUCCCGAUCUGAAGCUAUGGGAAAUUGGGAAGAUAAUCGGUGGCAUGUGGAGGGACCUCACUGAUGAGGAGAAACAGGAUUAUUUGAAUGACUACGAAGCAGAGAAGAUUGAAUAUAAUGAAAGCAUGAAGGCCUAUCACAACUCGCCAGCUUACCUGGCCUACGUCAAUGCAAAAAGCCGUGCUGAGGCAGCACUCGAAGAAGAGAGCCGUCAGCGGCAGUCUAGACUGGAUAAGGGCGAGCCAUACAUGAGUAUUCAGCCCGCUGAGGAUCCAGAUGAUUACGAUGAUGGAUUUUCAAUAAAGCACUCUGCAGCAGCCCGUUUCCAGCGCAACCACCGUCUGAUCAGUGAGAUUCUCAGUGAGAGCGUAGUGCCUGAUGUGCGCUCUGUAGUCACAACUGCCCGUAUGCAAGUCCUUAAGCGUCAGGUCCAGUCUUUGAUGGUUCACCAGAGAAAGCUGGAAGCAGAGUUGCUUCAAAUUGAAGACCGCCACCAGGAUAAGAAACGAAAAUUCAUUGAAGCCACAGAUUCGUUCACAAAUGAGCUCAAAAGACUUUGCUGUAUGAAAGUAGAAGUGGAUAUGGAGAAAAUUUCUGCAGAAAUCUCUGCAGCAGAAGAGGCAGCCCGCAAACGGAUGGCCGAACGGGAGAAAGAUGCAGGUGACCGAGGAACAAAAGAGGCUCCCACUUGUGGCCCAGCAGCAGCAGCAGCAACAGAAGAAGAAAAACAUGGCAAAUCACAGCCAAAUCCCCUCGGUGAAAGUGCCAAUAAGGCAGCUGAGAACAGUGAGUUUGUCUCCAAAGAUCCAUCAGGGAAGCCGAAGGCUGCGGAGGAACUUCAGGAACAACCCGGCAGCGAAGAGGGCGCUUCAGAGGACAAGGAAAGUGUCCUCGAAGGAGCCAUGGAGGAGGGAACCAGUGACAGUAACACAGGUUCUGAAACCACUUCUGCUCAGACAGAAGAUGCUUUGACCAGUGAGCCAUCUGAGGCUUCCAGCAGGGCAAGAUCAACCCACUGAGUCACACCCCUGUGUCGGAACUAACCGCCUUUUUCCUCUUAUGGACGCUCAUGAAGUUAACCAUCUAUUAUCUCCUCCCCGCCCCGAAAGCAGGCAUAAGAGAUGCUCUUUGCAGCAGAAGUCAGCAAAUUCAUUGUUGUUUGAAAAGUAGUGUGUGUGCCACAGGAGCCUGCCCAAAGUAACCAAUCCACAGAAAGAACUGAUCUAGGCCCACUUAAGCAAAUAUAGUUUCAUAACUCUUAUAACAUGUUAAACAACUUCAUGUGAAUCAAUUGUUAUGUAUGUAACAAUGUUUGGUAGUGUAAUUGUUAUUUUUGCAUGUUUCAAUUCCGAAUAACUCUUAGUUUUUCCUUAGGCCUCGUGUGAUCUUAGCAGUAGACAUUGUUCACUACCAGUAUUGGUGUUAUGGUGACUGUGAGAGUAUUUUUGUGUGUGUGAGGGGUCGCUAGUAGUAUAGUGAUGCCAACUAUCGCGCUUGUUUUUCAUUUGUUAUAUUUUUGUUAUCCUAGUCCAUCUAAAGGUUUUAGAUAUAUCACUCAGUCAUCUGUGCUGUACAAUGAUCAGAUGAUCACAAGUAUUCUCAAGUUUGGUAGCUGUCAGUCAAGUCGAGAGCAGAACAUGCUCAAAUCUAAACUUACUAAGAUAUUGAUGAGGUUUGCUUGGAUAAGAAUAGCUCAUCCAUGUUGUCAUACAACAGCAUGAACAGUCCAGAAAAUGCAAUUUUAAAUGUUUUUUCUUGUACACAUUUCUGCCAAUAAACGUUUUUAUUCUAAAAACA
Molecule: messenger RNA, 2257 nt
Organism: Syngnathus acus (greater pipefish)
Lineage: Eukaryota; Metazoa; Chordata; Actinopteri; Syngnathiformes; Syngnathidae
Gene: smarce1
Product: SWI/SNF related, matrix associated, actin dependent regulator of chromatin, subfamily e, member 1
Exons: 11
Coding region: 199-1479 (426 amino acids)
Biological process (GO): negative regulation of DNA-templated transcription
Cellular component (GO): SWI/SNF complex
Molecular function (GO): nucleosomal DNA binding; nuclear receptor binding
Source: RefSeq, a predicted model, not a curated record